AUUGCAGUUUUCCCCUAAUUAUUCUGUUCCUUUUGAUCAGUCUCCUGACUUUUGCAUCUGCCCACACAUGCUGGUGCAGACAAGGCAAAAGAACAUUGGAUCUGUAUUUUGAGAUUUCAAGAGUUUGUAUUUGCAUUUGACUUGUUAGGAGAGGGGGAAGAAGAGUUAAGAGGUUAUCAUUGGGUUGGAAUGUCAUUAACAACAAAAUCACAUCCAGCUGUACAGUGGUGGGUACCUGUGUUUUUAUUCAUCUAUUCAGGGGGAAGGAUUUCUGAUUACACAUUUGCUCACUGACAGAUUGAUUUUUAGUAUUGUAAGACAGUAUUCAGUUAAUUUUAGAAAAAGUCAAUUGUCUUAGUCCAAUCAGGCUAUAAUUACAAAAUACCAUGAACUGGGUGGCUUAUAAACAACAGACAUUUACCUCUCACAGUCUGGAAUCUGAGAAGUCCAACAUCACAGUGCUGACAGAUUCGGUGUGUGGUGAGAGUCUGCUUCCUGGUUCAUAGACAGCCAUCUUUCCCUCUGUAUGCGAACAAGGCAGAAGGAGCAAAGGAGCUCUUUAGUUACUUCUAUAAGGGCUCCGGUACCAUUCAUGAGGGCUCCACCCUCAUGACCUAAUUACCUCCCAAAGGUUCUUCCUCCAAAUACCAUCUUGUUGGGUGUUAAGAUUUAACGUGAAUUUGGGAGGGACACACACAUUCUGUCUCUAGCAGUCAUUUAUUAGUACAGUUGGCAAAUUAGUUUUUCUAUUGCCACUGUAAUCCUUCCUCCUUAUCUUCAAAGCCAACAAGGUCUCAUCUCUGACCCUUUGUCAGCUCUUUCUCUCUAACCACAGCUGGGAAAGGGCUUCUGCUUUUAAGGACUUAGAUGAUUUGAUUGAGCCCAACAGGAUAAUCUCCCCUCCUCAAGAUUUAUGAAAAUAUGCAUCAGUUUAAUACUGUCUUGGAAUUCAUGAGAUGGAAGCAUAGGUCAAAGUUGUUUGGAGAAAAUUGGAAGUACAGUUUUAUCUAGUCACAUCUUUGAGGAGUCAGGAGAAAGUGGUGGAAGUUGGAGUCAUUGUCAAGUGAUCAAGACCUUUUACAAGAAAAUUUCAUUGAAUAAAGGUCAUUUAAAUUAGUGACUUAACAAGACCAGUUAUUGAAGGUGACAGUAUACAAGAAACAUUAAAAUUGAACAAUGACUCAGCUAUAUAUUUAUAUCAGAUUAUUGGGGGCCUUUCUGUUCAUCAUUUCUCAUGUUCAAGGGCAGAAUCUAGACAGUAUGCUCCAUGGUACUGAGAUGAAAUCAGACUCCGACCAGAAAAAGUCAGAAAAUGGAGUAACCUUAGCACCAGAGGAUACUUUGCCUUUUUUAAAGUGCUACUGCUCAGGACACUGCCCAGAUGAUGCUAUUAAUAACACAUGCAUAACUAAUGGGCAUUGUUUUGCCAUCAUAGAAGAAGAUGACCAGGGAGAAACCACAUUAGCUUCAGGUUGUAUGAAAUAUGAAGGAUCUGAUUUUCAGUGCAAGGAUUCACCAAAAGCCCAGCUACGCCGAACGAUUGAAUGUUGUCGGACCAAUUUAUGUAAUCAGUAUUUACAGCCUACACUGCCCCCUGUUGUUAUAGGUCCAUUUUUCGAUGGCAGCAUUCGAUGGCUGGUUGUGCUCAUUUCUAUGGCUGUGUGCAUAAUUGCUAUGAUCGUCUUCUCCAGCUGCUUUUGUUACAAACAUUAUUGCAAGAGCAUUUCAAGCAGACGUCGUUACAAUCGUGAUUUGGAACAGGAUGAAGCAUUUAUUCCAGUUGGAGAAUCAUUAAAAGACCUUAUUGACCAGUCACAAAGUUCUGGUAGUGGAUCUGGACUACCUUUAUUGGUUCAGCGAACUAUUGCCAAACAGAUUCAGAUGGUUCGACAAGUUGGUAAAGGCCGAUAUGGAGAAGUGUGGAUGGGUAAAUGGCGUGGUGAAAAAGUGGCGGUCAAAGUGUUUUUCACCACUGAAGAAGCAAGCUGGUUUCGAGAAACAGAAAUCUAUCAAACUGUGCUAAUGCGUCAUGAAAACAUACUUGGUUUUAUAGCAGCAGACAUUAAAGGGACAGGUUCCUGGACUCAGCUCUAUUUGAUUACUGAUUACCAUGAAAACGGAUCUCUCUAUGAUUUCCUGAAAUGCGCUACACUAGACACCAGAGCCCUGCUCAAGUUGGCUUACUCGGCUGCCUGUGGUCUGUGCCAUCUCCACACAGAAAUUUAUGGCACCCAAGGAAAGCCUGCAAUUGCGCAUAGAGAUCUAAAGAGCAAAAACAUCCUCAUCAAGAAAAAUGGAAGUUGCUGUAUUGCUGAUCUGGGCCUUGCUGUUAAAUUCAACAGUGAUACAAAUGAAGUUGAUGUACCCUUGAAUACCCGGGUGGGUACCAAACGCUAUAUGGCUCCAGAAGUGCUAGAUGAAAGCCUGAACAAAAACCAUUUCCAGCCCUACAUAAUGGCUGACAUCUAUAGCUUUGGCCUGAUCAUUUGGGAAAUGGCUCGUCGUUGUGUCACAGGAGGGAUAGUAGAGGAGUACCAGUUGCCAUAUUACAACAUGGUACCCAACGAUCCAUCAUACGAAGAUAUGCGUGAGGUCGUGUGUGUCAAACGUUUGCGGCCAGUUGUGUCUAAUCGAUGGAACAGUGAUGAAUGUCUACGAGCAGUUUUGAAGCUAAUGUCAGAAUGCUGGGCCCACAAUCCAGCCUCCAGACUUACGGCUCUGAGAAUCAAGAAGACACUUGCCAAGAUGGUUGAAUCCCAAGAUGUAAAAAUUUGACAGUUAAACAAUCAUGAAGAGAAAUUCCAGACUACAAGAACUGUUUUCACCCAGGGAAUGGGUGGAGUUAGUGUAGAUUAAGGAUGUUAACUUGGUUCUCAGACACUUUCCUCACUACACCUUCACAGGCUGCUAAUAUUAAACCUUCCAGUACUCUGUAAAAUACAGCUGGGAACUUCUAGACACUUAAUUCUUUAUAUAUGGACAGCUUUGUUUUAAAUGUGGUUUUUGAUGCUGUAUUUUUUUGGAGGGGGAGGUUUUAUGAACUGCAUCAAGACUCCAAUCCUGAUUAAGUCUCCAGUCAAACUCUGGGUACUGAAUUAACUGAUAAUAAAACGGUGCUUUCUGUGAAAGCCUUAAGAAGAUAAAUGAAUUCAGCAGAGAUGGAGAAGUAACACUUUUGCCUUCUACGUAAGAAAAUUUAAUCUAUUUGUAUUCUACCUUUGUAAACAGCCUAUGGAUUAUGAUCUGUUUGGGAUACUGCUUAGUUUAUGAUAGUUGGUCAUGCCUUGAUAAUGGGGGAUGUGUGUGUGUGUGUGUGUGUACAUACAUGCACACCAGGAUUCCUCUGCUGCCAUUUGAAUUAGGAGAAAAUAAUGCACAGGAAGAUACUGGUUUGGGGCUUUAAAAAAUACAUUAUCUGACCAAGAUUCGCCAGUUACAUAAAAGCCAUUUACCAUGCAGGUGAGCUAGCUUCUCUACCAACUUUAUUUUUAAUAUAAAGUUGUUAUAAAGGCCAAAAGACAUUUAAAGUCUGUAAGUGUGGAUUGUUUUCCUCCACCAUCUUUUUUUUUUUAAUAAUUACUGUUUUUACUAUGAAAAGCAUCCUGUUUAAAGUUGGAGCUUCCAAUGCCAUGAACCUUCUAAAGAAAACACUUCUUAUUGAAGUGAAUUACUAAUUACUGCAUUUGAUAGCAAUGUAAGUGCCUACAGCCAUGUUCUGUAUUCUUUAUUCUCAGUAAUUUUUAAAAGGGAAGUUAUUUAUAUUUUGUGUAUAAUAUUCUUUAUUUGUGAAACACCUCUUUUACAACCAUAUUUUAUAUGUAUACAUACAUACAUUCAUACUGUAGAAACAGAGCUCACAUGUACCUCAGAUCCCAUGCUUUAAGGGAAGGAAAUUAAAAGAUUAUCAGAAAAAAUAAUAAAGUAUAACUACAUGUAAGUUUUAAGAUUUAGCACAUUCAAAAUAAUCUAGGAUUUCAUUAACUUCAGGCCAUAGACAUUCAUAAAGAUAGCUAUCACCUCAAAUUUCCUUUAUGAAAAGAUCUUAUGAAACUAGAAAUUUCUAUUUCAGAAAUGAUAAAAAUUUAUCAACAGCUAUUUUAGACAUUUAAGUCAUUUGAGAGUUUUGGUUUUAUGAUCUCUAUUUCAUAAUUCGUGAAGGCAAUGAAGAGUCAGGAAAAAAAGUCCAGUAUCUAAUCAGUAUCUGUUAUCUCUACUGUUUAGGCGUUACUCAAUAAAAUGCUGCAUAUUUUAUGGAUGCCUUGUUAUCCCUAGGGAUAAUUCUGACUUACUUAAACUUAUAUUUCUGUAAUGUCCUUUAAAUAUUAAUGUCUAUUCUGAACAACCAAUAGAUCAUAAAGUGAGGCAGUUUUCUUUGAGUAUGACAUAAAAUAAAUGUAAUUAUAUCAGCAUUAUAGUCAAAAAACUUUAAUAAAGGGAAAAGUCAGAGCAUGUGCGUCCAUUACCAAAAAUUUGGCUUUUAAGGAUGAAACAUAUAUUUGACUGUACAUCAAAUUUAAAAAUUUUGAAACUAACAGUUUUGGCUAAAUUUAAUAAUUUUCAUCUAAGACUAAAAGUGUUCAUCAAGAUAAGUAAAUUUACAUAAUGACAAUACCCAAUAACUUCCUCUUUCAGAAUGUUUUCCCCAUCUCUAUACUGAGAAAUACAGAUAUUUUAAUCUAAAUUGCCAAGUGAUUUAAGAAUACUUAAGAACUCUGAUCUACUUGUUAGUCUAAGGUUAACCUGAAUUAAUUUUUUUAUUUGAUAAACUAUAAAUCUUUAAAUUAUUUGUCAUCUUAAAAUAUGUAAGGAAAAAUGUAAGGAAUAAGCUCUGUUCUUUAAAACAUUAAUUUUAGUAUAUGUAAAAAAAUUAGUUUAUAAGUACGAGAUCACUAAUGAUUUUUUUAAUUAAAUUGAUUUAUUAAAAAUGAUAUCAAGAUUAACCUUAGAAACUUGUUCAGUAACUAUUUUCUAGUAUAGCAUGUUCUUUAAAAAGCAAAUGAUGCCAUAUAUGAAAUCCUAAACUUUAAAAAAGUUGCAUAAAACUUUCUUCUGUUCUUAUUACUCUUACUCUUAAAUUUAUAAGUUUACCCAGUAAGUAAAAUAUUUAAAGACUAAGAAGUAUUAUGUAUCAUCAUAGAUAGUAAUUUGUGAAACCCUAGACACCCAUUGUUUGGUUCCAGUUAAAAGUUUCGCAUUUUAAAAAUGUGUGGCUUCUGUCUGUCAUCCUUUUAAAUAAUGCACACAUAAAAAAAAAAAAAGCAAAGCUACUUGAAUACCACAAAAGUUAACACCCAGAAUUCCUAUAAGUUCUCGAUAUACUGGUAAAUAUCUCUAGAAUUCAAAGGCACAUUAGGAUUGUGUUUAUUCUAAGCUUUGCCUGUGCUUUCUUACUGAACACGUUACUGAAGUAUAAAAUUUGAAUCUAAUUCUCUGGAAAUGAUUUCACAAAAGAUAUUUCAAUCAAUGUUUUAUGCUGCAUUUCCAAUGUCCCAGGAGUUUUCUAAACUUAAAAAAUGACCAGUAGUUUUUGAAAGUUAUGUUUUCAUAGAAUGUGCCAGAUUUUGUAUUUAUGCACUCUAAAAAGGAUUUAGUACCUUUUUUCCCCAGAUGCUUUGCUUCUGUUUAGAACAAAAAUGCAAUACAAUUUUUAAAAGAAUCGUGCAUCUGAGUUGGCUCAAGAUCAAAUAAUUUAUUCCAGCCAAGAUUUUAUAAAUUAAUUCACCUAUGUUUCUUUUCAUACAUGUUGUUUCUGAAUAUCUAAAAUAAUUGUAACAGCUGUAAUACUAAUUGAUUUAAAAGGAUUAUUGCAGCUCUUGUACUGUUUGAAAGUGGUAAUAUUUAUUAUUUCCUUGGGUCAGAUCUUAAAAUAAUGGUGUAGCAGUUCAUCUUCUUGUCUCAGUACUGUUACAAAGUCACAGAAAAACUGCAGAGAGCUGACAUGUUCAUAAAAAGCAAAUUAAAUCUGGGGCAGCAUCACAUGAAGCCAUGGGUAAUGAUUGUCCCAUAAGGAAAGUAUGUGAAUAGUGCUUUUGCAAGAGUAAAUAUAUUACUGUAAUUUUAGCUUGUGCUCUGUACCAUGCUUUCAAUGGAAUUAUUUAAGCCCUUUUAGUGAUUGUUGUCCUUGCCCAUUUAAAAAUGAAAGUGUAGUAUAUAUUGUAUAAAAUAACAUUAUAGCUUAAUUAGGGAAGUUGUACAUAGACAUUGAAAGGUGGGUUAAAACAAGCAGUUUUAUUAAGCAGUUGUAAAACACCAAAAAUAUAGAUUCAUCUUUGAUAUGUAACACACUAAAUGUAUUUUGUAUAGCAUCUGGUUUAAAAGGUGCCUUAUUAAGUUUACCAUUAAUUGCUUUGUUCUAUAUAUAGAUUACAUCCAAUGUAUCAUUUUUAAGUAAAUAACCUUAUUUUAGUAUA
Messenger RNA from Manis pentadactyla (Chinese pangolin), 6410 nucleotides. It is a transcript of the gene BMPR1A, whose product is annotated as bone morphogenetic protein receptor type 1A. NCBI's taxonomy places the organism in Eukaryota, Metazoa, Chordata, Mammalia, Pholidota, Manidae. Gene Ontology annotation, biological process: BMP signaling pathway; dorsal/ventral pattern formation; cellular response to growth factor stimulus. Gene Ontology annotation, molecular function: SMAD binding; transforming growth factor beta receptor activity, type I; ATP binding. Bases 1177 to 2775 code for a protein of 532 amino acids. Gene Ontology annotation, cellular component: signaling receptor complex; plasma membrane. The transcript has 13 exons. The record is from RefSeq and is a predicted model, not a curated record.